Molecule: messenger RNA, 546 nt
Organism: Acytostelium subglobosum LB1
Lineage: Eukaryota; Evosea; Eumycetozoa; Acytosteliales; Acytosteliaceae
Exons: 1
Coding region: 1-546 (181 amino acids)
Source: RefSeq, a predicted model, not a curated record
AUGUUGGCCAUCACUUGGGAGUUGACACUCAAGGCAAUUAGUCCAAACAAUGUCAUUGACCAUUCCAUCUUGGACGAUCAUACAAGACGCGCAGUAAUGCAUGCCUUUCUCAAGGGGGUGGCUGAGGAUACUGGAUCGGGUAGCCAGCCUUCUAUCAUGGCAACAUGUAUACGAGAGUAUAUUGCUACCGGCGAUUAUGUCCUUAUAUCAUGCUUGAUGGACCCAUCCUUGUGGAAGGUACUACCUAAACAUGAAGACUUCCCUCACAACAAUGGAAGAACAUCACGUGGAUAUUUCUGUUUAUAUAUUCGUAUCCUGUUUGACUCAUUGAUCAAACAUGGCAAUAUCAUGCAGACCAAGGUGGCCAUCCAAUGCUUGCCACGGGCUGAGUUUGUCCUGGACCUCCAACAAUUCAGAUCUCAAUACUGUAUUGAGACUGAUCCCUACACGACUUUCCUGGAAUCAGACGAUCCCGAUACAAGUCUGGAUGUGAUCAAGUUGAUGAACAUGGCCAAAAUUGAACACAAACAAAAUACUCGCAUCUAA